Molecule: messenger RNA, 3348 nt
Organism: Beta vulgaris subsp. vulgaris (sugar beet)
Lineage: Eukaryota; Viridiplantae; Streptophyta; Magnoliopsida; Caryophyllales; Amaranthaceae
Product: poly [ADP-ribose] polymerase 1
Exons: 20
Coding region: 208-3135 (975 amino acids)
Cellular component (GO): nucleus
Molecular function (GO): NAD+ poly-ADP-ribosyltransferase activity; NAD binding; zinc ion binding
Source: RefSeq, a predicted model, not a curated record
CAGUAAAUUCAAUGACGAAGAUGGGUUAACCAGUUGAACUUGAGUGAGUUCACAUCACUCUACCAACAACAAUUCUUCCUUCAAAAAAUUCAGAAAAAAAUCACCCCAAAUUUGCAUUUCUUUUCCAAUUACACUAAGUGUAAAAAAGAUAACACCUUUAUAAAUUAUAAUCAGAGAAGAGAAAGAAAAAGAGGAGAGAGAAAAAAAAUGGCAGCCCCAGAAAAGCCAUGGAAAGCAGAAUAUGCGAAAUCAGCGAGAGCAGCUUGUAGAACUUGCAAGGACAACAUUGGCAAAGAAAUUCUUCGUUUUGGGAAAAUGGUUCAAUCUUCUCAUUUUGAUGGUUUCAUGCCUAUGUGGCAUCAUGCCACCUGCAUAAUGAAGAAAGCAAAUCAAAUAAAAUCCAUUGAUGAAAUAGAAGGCGUUGAAUCACUUAGAUGGGAAGAUCAGCAGAAAAUAAGAAAAUAUAUAGAUGGUAAUGGAGUGGUUAGUGACGCUGGUGCUGCUACUCGUGCUCCUGCAGCAUAUGGUAUUGAAGUGUCCCAAACAUCUCGUGCUGCAUGCAAGCGCUGCAGCCAAAAGAUAAUCAAAGGAGAGGUUCGAAUAUCUGCCAAGAUUGAUGGUAAAGCUACUAAAGGUUUGUCAUGGUAUCAUGCUGCUUGUUAUCUGGAGUCAUUUCCUUCCACCUUGCUGGACAGCUUAUCUGGAUGGCAGAGCCUUUCAUCUGAUGAUCAAGCUUCUCUUCAAGCUACGACUAAAGGAAAAGCUCCUUCUGCAGAAACCGGUCAAACUGGUGCUGGAAAAUCAUCAAAAGAGCCAAAAGCUAGAGAUGGUGUUAAGCGUAAAAGUGCUGGUGAAAGUGAUCAGCAUGCCAAAAUUGUGAAAACUGAAUCUGAUAUGAUUAUGCGUAAAUGUGACAGUGGGGAAGCUGCUUUGGAAACUAAAUUAGAGGCCCAGGCCAGAGCAUUAUGGGAUCUGAAAGAUAAUCUUAAGAAACAUGUUUCGAAUGUGGAGCUGCGACAAAUGCUUGAAGCCAAUGACCAAAGUACAUCUGGUUCAGAGCUUGUCUUACGGGAUCGUUGUGCUGAUGGCAUGAUGUUCGGAGCGCUCAAAAGCUGUCCUAUGUGUUCUGGUCAUCUUUCCUAUUCAGGAAGCACGUAUAAGUGCCAUGGCUUUAUCUCAGAGUGGAGCAAAUGUUCUUACUCUACUACUCAGCCUGAAAGAAUUAAAGGGAAGUGGAAAAUCCCGGAAGAGUCAGAUAAUCAAUAUCUUGUCAAGUGGUUCAAGUCACAAAAAGCAGCUAAACCUGUUAGGAUACUUCCGCCUUCCACUCCCAACACAUCUGCUGGGAAUCAAACUGCUAAAGAGCAACUGAAGUCUUCUAAAGAUGAAAAGUUGGGGGAUCUUAGAGUUGCUAUUACUGGAUUACCUAAAGAAACUGUGGAGGAGUUUCGAAGCAAAAUCGAAGGGGCAGGAGGCCAGGUUCAUGCAAAAAUCAAGAAAGAUACGAAUUGCUUGGUUGUGGGUGGCGGACUGAGUGAUCAAAAUUCUGAAUUGAAGAAGGCAAGGAGGAUGAAGAUCCCAGUUGUUAGGGAAGAGUAUCUGGCCAAUUGUAUCCAAAAGCAGAAGAUACUGACUGAUACAAUGACUGUGGAGUCAUCUAGCUUGGUUACUGUCAAAGUUAAAGGGCGUAGUGCUGUACAUGAAGCUUCUGGCCUGCAAGAUUCUGGACACAUUCUGGAGGAAGGACCCAGCAUCUAUAACACUACGUUAAGCCUGUCUGACCUGUCAUCCGGUAUAAACAGUUAUUAUAUACUUCAAAUCAUACAAGAUGAUAAGAGUUCAGAGUGCUAUGUUUUCCGGAAGUGGGGUCGAGUUGGCAAUGGAGGUAACAAAAUUGAGGAGAUGUCAAAAUCAGAUGCUAUUCAAGAAUUCAAACGUCUAUUUCUGGAGAAAACUGGGAAUCCUUGGGAAGCUUGGGUCCAUAAACAGAAUUUCCAGAAGCAUCCUGGCCGAUUUUUUCCAUUGGACAUUGAUUAUGGGGUGAGUAAGCAGGCCCCAAAGAAAAAUAUAGACGAUAAGAAUAGCACACUAGCCCCUGCCUUAAAAGAUUUGAUUAAGAUGCUCUUCAAUGUUGAAACUUACAGAGCUGCCAUGAUGGAGUUUGAGAUCAACUUGUCUGAGAUGCCUCUUGGGAAAUUGAGCAAGAGCAAUAUCCAAAAAGGUUUCGAGGCCUUGACGCAGAUACAAAAUUUGUUGGAAAAUACGGCCCUUCAAACUACUGCUAAGGAAAGCUUGAUUAUUGAUGCCAGCAAUCGUUUUUUCACUGUGAUACCUUCUAUCCAUCCCCAUGUAAUUAGAGAUGAGGAUGAUUUCAAGUCUAAGGUCAAAAUGCUAGAAGCACUCCAGGACAUUGAAAUAGCUUCCAGAUUGGUGGGUUUUGACGUGGAUAGUGAUGAUCCUCUUGAUGCAAAGUAUAAGAAACUACGCUGUGAUAUGGCACCCCUACCACAUGAUAGUGAAGAUUAUCAAUUGAUUGAGAAGUAUCUUCUCACCACUCAUGCCCCCACACAUACGGACUGGAGACUUGAACUGGAAGAAGUUUUCUCACUCGAGAGGGAAGGAGAACAUGAUAAAUUUGCUUCUCAGCGUGAGAAGCUUGGCAAUAGAAUGCUCCUGUGGCAUGGUUCCCGAUUGACAAAUUUUGUGGGUAUCCUUAGCCAAGGACUCAGAAUUGCUCCUCCUGAGGCUCCUGCUACCGGGUACAUGUUUGGCAAAGGGGUUUACUUUGCUGAUCUUGUCAGCAAGAGUGCACAAUAUUGCUACACUGACCGUAAAAAUCCUGUGGGCUUGAUGCUAUUGAGUGAAGUUGCUCUUGGGCAAGUCCAUGAGCUCAAAAAGGCACAGUACAUGGAAAAACCUCCAAGAGGAAAACACUCCACCAAAGGACUUGGCAAGAAGGUACCUGCUGAGGCAGGGUUUGCAAAAUGGAAGGAUGAAGUAGUUGUGCCUUGCGGGAAACCGGUAGAUUCCAAAGUAAAAUCAUCAGAGCUCAUGUAUAACGAGUACAUUGUCUAUGACACAGCUCAAGUUAAAAUGCAGUUCUUGCUGAAGGUAAGGUUUCACUACAAGAGGUAACAAGCUGCCGGACGACGGACUCGUUGCAGCUCUGUACAGUGUUUUAGUUUUUUCGUUGUCGUGACGCUUAAGAGAUCUCAUUUUGGGGGUUGGUGGAGAUCUUCGUAAUCGUCCGUGUAUAUUUGUUUUUCUAUUGAACCCUUAGCAACUACUAGAUGUAUCAACAUGAUGGAUAUCUCAAAUCUUAUUCUAGUUUUUGCCUAUUUUGUGACA